Molecule: messenger RNA, 2451 nt
Organism: Acanthoscelides obtectus
Lineage: Eukaryota; Metazoa; Arthropoda; Insecta; Coleoptera; Chrysomelidae
Source: the annotation of a GenBank genome assembly
UGACCCCAAUGGAGUUAUCAGAGCUUUGAUAUGACAAAAUGAGUGAAAAAGCAGUGUCCCAUAUUUACUAGACUAUAAACUAUAUCUGUAUAGAUAAAUAUGAUGUUAAUGACAAACAAAAUUAUACAUUCAUAUUUAAUGGCAACUAUUUUGGAUUAUAAAAGGUCGUGAGCGAUAAUAACGUCAACUUUGAUAAGGAUUACAACAGAAACAAUAUCACGCUGGGGGCCCCGUUGUUGUGCUAGUUUGUGAUGUGUCGAAAAAUAAACUGCGUUAACUUGUGAAUAUAAAAUGCUACGACAUCUUUAUAUUUCUUUAUUGAAACCGGUUGUAGAUGAAAAUGUGGGCUUAUCAAGAAGGUACAGAAGCUCCUUCAGAAGGAUCGAGAAACUGCUCAUAGCAAAUAGAGGAGAAAUAGCAUGUAGAAUAAUAAGAAGCGCUAAACGGUUAGGUAUAAGGACCGUAGCAGUUUACAGCGAUGCUGAUGCUAAAGCUCUGCAUGUCUCUAUGGCAGAUGAAGCCUAUAAUAUAGGACCACCAUCGGCAUCAGAGAGCUACCUCAGAGCCGACAAAAUACUCGAAAUCGCGCAAAAAUCACGAUGUCAAGCAAUCCAUCCAGGUUACGGAUUUUUAUCGGAGAACAUAGAGUUUGCAGAACUUUGUCAAAAGAAAAAUGUAAUCUUUAUCGGACCUCCUGCGAGUGCAAUCAGAGACAUGGGCAUCAAGAGCACUUCCAAAGCUAUAAUGUCCGAUGCCGGAGUUCCAGUAAUCGAAGGAUACCAUGGAGAAGACCAAAAUGUUGAUAAGUUGCUUCAAGAAGCACGAAGAAUAGGUUUCCCUGUCAUGAUAAAAGCUGUUAGAGGAGGGGGUGGAAAGGGAAUGCGUGUAUCAAAUUCAGAAAAUGAUUUUAAAGAUGCACUUGAAUCAGCAAAGACGGAAUCUCAAAAAGCUUUCGGAGACUCGGCGGUGCUUAUAGAAAAGUUCAUUUCUGAGCCGAGGCAUGUUGAAGUACAGGUGUUUUCUGACCACCAUGGAAAUAAUGUCCAUUUGUAUGAAAGGGAUUGCUCAGUACAGAGGAGACAUCAGAAAGUUAUUGAAGAGGCACCGGCUCCCAACAUCUCGGAAAACUUGAGGCAGAAGCUAGGCCUGACUGCAGUGACAGCUGCUAAAGCAGUGGGAUACGUGGGAGCUGGUACCGUUGAAUUCAUCUUGGACAAAAAGACAGAGGAUUUCUAUUUCAUGGAAAUGAAUACUAGACUGCAAGUUGAACAUCCAGUUACUGAAAUGAUAACAGGAUUUGAUCUGGUCGAAUGGCAGAUCAAGGUAGCCCAAGGUGAGAAAUUGCCCAAGGAACAAGAAGAAAUAACUGCUCGCGGACACGCUUUUGAAGCUAGAAUAUAUGCUGAGAGUCCUAAAAGGGGAUUUUUGCCUGGAGCUGGACCACUGCUCCAUCUGACGACGCCCUCCCCUUCAGAAGAUGUCAGAAUUGAAACAGGUACGCAGCAAGGCGAUGAGGUUUCAGUCUAUUAUGACCCAAUGAUAGCCAAGCUAGUUGUAUGGGGCAAAGACAGAUUUGAAGCGUUAUCAAAACUAAAGAGGUCAUUAUUAGACUACAACAUUGCAGGCUUGGAUACGAAUGUGGACUUCAUGAUCUCGCUGGCAGCACAUCCAGAAUUCGUUAAGGGCAACGUUCAUACGAAUUUCAUCAACGAUCAUGGAGACAGUUUAUUGUCGACUCAUCCUCCGACUGAGACCCAAAUUGGCCAAACGGCCUUAGCGUUGGCAUUGAAGUUUAAACAAGAAGAACAUGAAAGAGCAGUGGAGCAGAGAGAUCAAAGUAAUCCGUUUAAUGUUGAAGAUGGUUUCAGAGUGAACUAUAAUAAUGUGAAAGAUAUGAAACUGGAAUCAGAUGGAACAGUGAAUCCAGUGAUCAUGAAACAAGUAGAUAAUGGGAGAUUCAGUAUUUCGUGUGAUGAAGGAAAAUCUUGGAAAACUAUGGAGGGAGUAAUUGUCCAAAGGAACAACAAAUUCAUUUUGGAUUGCAUAAUCGAUGGUUCCAAGUGCAAGUACAACGUGUUCAAGAAUGAUGAUAUCAUAGCCGUUUUCACAGAGGACGGAAAACUAGAAUUUUCUCUCCCAGUCGACGAUUUCUCAGAAACAGAAGACUCGAGCGGCAGUAAAGAAGACAAAGUCGUUUCUCCGAUGCCCGGCGUUUUGGACAAAGUUUUGGUGAAACCGGGAGACGAAGUGAAAGAAGGUGAUGCUCUUUUUGUACUGAUCGCGAUGAAGAUGGAGUACGUUGUCAAAGCGAAUAGAGAUGUAAAGAUUGAAAGCGUGUUUUAUAAACCUGGCGAUAAUGUUGCAAAAGAUGCUGUUAUAGUGAAAUUUGAAGCUGAGAAAGAAAAUGUAUGAAUAUAAUAAAAUGUUUAUUAAAUCAAUUUUUUAUAAGAU